This is a messenger RNA of Andrographis paniculata, 1100 nucleotides long. RefSeq lists its product as uncharacterized. The record is from RefSeq and is a predicted model, not a curated record. The coding region runs from base 203 to 916 and encodes 237 amino acids. The transcript has 5 exons. NCBI's taxonomy places the organism in Eukaryota, Viridiplantae, Streptophyta, Magnoliopsida, Lamiales, Acanthaceae.
UCCAUCCUCAUUUCCCCGCUUUACAUACAGAUUCCUCUGCCAGUUACCAUCGUCGUCUUCGUCGUUAUCUGAUCGCUGCAAUAUAAACCCUUCCCUUUUUCUCCCAAAACGGGGACGAGCAAUCAGUCAGAUACACGGCGGAGCUUUAAUCCAACGCAGGGGGAGUUUCGAGGACAGGAGGCGACGCAUUCGGAGCUAGGUCAUGGCGCAGCAGCCGGAAAAGCAAGGAAGUGCGCCGGAGGAAGAGGAGAGGCCGCUGAUUGAGGAGGUGAAGUUUCUGGAUAUCGACAUGCUCUGUUCGGCGGUUGCAAAGCAAGCGCAUAAGGGAAAUUGGGGGAAAUUUAAUGGCUACAGCAGCGAAGAAGACGAUUUGGGCGCUGAGCAUUUCGAUUAUGGCGGAGGAGUUUUGAGGAUGUGGGAAGGAGAGCUAGUGUCCGGCUGCUUCGAUGAUCGCCGGAUUGCUCUUCAAUCCACCUGUUGUCCUUGUUAUAGAUUCGGCAAAAAUAUGAAACGAGCUGGGCUGGGUUCGUGUCUUCUUCAGGGAUGGUUUCUCUUGAUUCUUGCUGUCAUCGCCAUGUCCAAUCUGCUGGCGUUCAUGAUCACCAGAAGACAUUGCUUUCUGUAUUUGUCCAUUUCAUUCAUCGUAUCGAUCGGAAUGUACCUCGGAUAUCACCGUGUGCAGAUAAGGAAAAAGUUCAAUAUAAAGGAUGGUGACAGCUCUUUGGACGACUGCAUUUACCCUCUAAUUUGCCCGUGCUGCACUCUAAGCCAGGAAUCCAGGACAUUGGAGAUGAACAAUGUCCAAGACGGCGUCUGGCACGGCAGAGGAGAUACAAUAUGCAUCGGAAACCUGUCUGAAGACGCUCCUACUGCGCCCCGACCUGUGCAGCUGAGUCCACCCUCGAGAAUUCCCUAGCGUCGAAAACAAGUAUUUAUUCAUCAGAACCUCGGACCAAGUGAUCCUGUCUGGGGCGAUUGUCAAUGUUUGAUGGUGAAUCAGAGUUUAUUGCUGCUGCUAACUGUAAAUAUCAAAAGAUUGAUGUUGAAUGUUCUCUGUAAGCCUUGAGGGAGACUUGUUUCAAGAUUCUGAUCCAAAGUAA